AUGCCACCUAGAUUUCGUCAGUCAUCAUCAUCGCAUUCAUCAUACAAUCCGAACACGCAUCACCGUAUUCAAAUACACAAUCACCGUCCAAAUACGCCAUCACCUUAUCCUAUAUAUGCUAAAUCUCCGCCUGAUCAGUCUCCUCAAACUCAGUACACACCAUCUCGUAAUCCAUCUAUCAAUCCUCAAUCUCCGCCUGAUCAGUCUCCUCAAACUCAGUACACACCAUCUCGUAAUCCAUCUAUCAUUCCUCAAUCUCCGCCUGAUCAGUCUCCUCAAACUCAGUACACGCCAUCUCGUAAUCCAUCUAUCAUUCCUCAAUCUCCGCCUGAUCCGUCUCCUCAAACUCAGUACACGCCAUCUCGUAAUACAUCUAUCAUUCCUCAAUCUCCGCCUGAUCAGUCCCCUAAAACUCGGUACACACCAUCACGUAAUCCAUCUAUCAUUCCUCAAUCUCCGCCUGAUCAGUCUCCUCAAACUCAGUACACACCAUCUCGUAAUCCAUCUAACAUUCCUCAAUCUCAGCCUGAUCCGUCUCCUCAAACUCAGUACACGCCAUCUCGUAAUCCAUCUAUCAUUCCUCAAUCUCCGCCUGAUCAGUCUCCUCAAACUCAGUACACACCAUCUCGUAAUCCAUCUAUCAUUCCUCAAUCUCCGCCUGAUCCGUCUCCUCAAACUCAGUACACGCCAUCUCGUAAUCCAUCUAUCAUUCCUCAAUCUCCGCCUGAUCAGUCUCCUAAAACUCGGUACACACCAUCACGUAAUCCAUCUAUCAUUCCUCAAUCUCCGCCUGAUCAGUCUCCUCAAACUCAGUACACACCAUCUCGUAAUCCAUCUAACAUUCCUCAAUCUCAGCCUGAUCCGUCUCCUCAAACUCAGUACACGCCAUCUCGUAAUCCAUCUAUCAUUCCUCAAUCUCCGCCUGAUCCGUCUCCUCAAACUCAGUACACGCCAUCUCGUAAUCCAUCUAUCAUUCCUCAAUCUCCGCCUGAUCAGUCUCCUCAAACUCAGUACACACCAUCUCGUAAUCCAUCUAACAUUCCUCAAUCUCAGCCUGAUCCGUCUCCUCAAACUCAGUACACGCCAUCUCGUAAUCCAUCUAUCAUUCCUCAAUCUCCGCCUGAUCAGUCUCCUCAAACUCAGUACACACCAUCUCGUAAUCCAUCUAACAUUCCUCAAUCUCAGCCUGAUCUGUCUCCUCAAACUCAGUACACACCAUCUCGUAAUCCAUCUAUCAUUCCUCAAUCUCCGCCUGAUCCGUCUCCUCAAACUCAGUACACACCAUCUCGUAAUCCAUCUAACAUUCCUCAAUCUCAGCCUGAUCCGUCUCCUCAAACUCAGUACACGCCAUCUCGUAAUCCAUCUAUCAUUCCUCAAUCUCCGCCUGAUCAGUCUCCUCAAACUCAGUACACACCAUCUCGUAAUCCAUCUAGCAUUCCUCAAUCUCAGCCUGAUCCGUCUCCUCAAACUCUCCUCAAGACCAAUACACACUGUCUCUCAGUUCAAAUUUUCCAAAUACUUCAUUUAAUCAUCAAAACCAUAGACUAUAUGCAAUAG
Messenger RNA from Parnassius apollo (apollo), 1557 nucleotides. The record is from the annotation of a GenBank genome assembly. Lineage: Eukaryota; Metazoa; Arthropoda; Insecta; Lepidoptera; Papilionidae.